Dipodomys ordii (Ord's kangaroo rat) is the source of this 1174-nucleotide messenger RNA. RefSeq names its product FLT3-interacting zinc finger 1 (gene Fiz1). The coding region runs from base 242 to 1126 and encodes 294 amino acids. The record is from RefSeq and is a predicted model, not a curated record. Lineage: Eukaryota; Metazoa; Chordata; Mammalia; Rodentia; Heteromyidae. The transcript has 4 exons.
GCGCGUCGCCGCGCCUGCGCGCGCCUCCGCGGGAUGUGGCCCUCCACGUCCCCCACCCCGUGGAGGUGACUUUCCUCCCACAAAGCCCUGGCCGGGGACCCAAUCAAGGACAGGGACCGAAUAGCUGAGAAGCGGGAAAUGUCUGCUUAGUGCCCGUAGUUAACAUGGCGCCUGGCGCCUUCAGAGCCCAAGGAGGCCAAGUGAAAGCACGCCCACCACCGCCACUGAUACCCCUGCCACCAUGGACGACGCCCUGCCGCCCGCGCCCCAAGUCCCGGUCCCCGUGGUGGCUCAGGCGCCAGCACCCCCGGCCGCCACCCCCCGGGUCCCAUUUCACUGCAGCGAGUGCGGCAAAAGCUUCCGCUACCGCUCAGACCUGCGGCGCCACUUCGCCCGCCACACGGCGCUCAAGCCCCACGCGUGUCCACGCUGCGGUAAGGGCUUCAAGCACAGCUUCAACCUGGCCAACCACCUGCGCUCGCACACUGGGGAGCGGCCCUACCGCUGCUCCGCCUGCCCCAAGGGCUUCAGGGACUCCACCGGCCUGCUGCACCAUCAGGUCGUCCACACCGGAGAGAAGCCCUACUGCUGCCUGGUCUGCGAGCUGCGCUUCUCCUCGCGCUCCAGCCUGGGCCGCCACCUGAAGCGCCAGCACCGCGGUGCACUUCCGGCCCCGCUGCGCCCCCCGCUGCAGCCCAGCCCUGGCCUGCCGGCCCUGGGCGCCCCUUGCGCCGUCUGCUGCAACACUGGGCCCUGCUCAGUGUGCGGGGGCGCAGGAAGCGCGGGAGCUGGUGGCAGCGGUGGCGGUGGCCCCACGCCGCCUGGGGAGCCCGGGGAGCCCACGCCCAGCGCAGGCCGCAGCACCAAGAAGAUCUUCGGCUGCUCCGAAUGUGAGAAGCUGUUCCGCUCGCCGCGCGACCUGGAGCGGCACGUGCUGGUGCACACCGGGGAGAAGCCGUUCCCCUGCCUGGAGUGCGGCAAGUUCUUCCGCCACGAGUGCUACCUCAAGCGCCACCGGCUGCUGCACGGCCCCGAGCGGCCCUUCCCCUGCCACAUCUGCGGCAAGGGCUUCAUCACGCUCAGCAACCUCUCCCGGCACCUGAAGCUGCACCGGGGCAUGGACUGACGGGCCAGCCCAGAGGCCCGUCCCGCCCGGAGACCGCCCCCCCCCGGC